Tetrahymena thermophila SB210 is the source of this 669-nucleotide messenger RNA. Its product is annotated as transmembrane protein, putative. The record is from RefSeq and is a predicted model, not a curated record. Lineage: Eukaryota; Ciliophora; Oligohymenophorea; Hymenostomatida; Tetrahymenidae. The transcript has a single exon.
AUGUCUAAUUGUUCUAAUAGAAAUUAUGUAAAUGUUAUAUCACUUACUUAAAAUAAUCUAAUUAUUCUCUUCAUGUAAGUGCAAAUUUACUUUAUUUCAAUAGUAUAUUUAUUUAACUAUAAAACAUAAAACUUAAAAUAAAACAUAAAUACAUAAAUAAAGUAGAUCAGACAAUUAUUCAGUUUGAAGCCUUUAACAUAAAUACAUGUAGCAAUACAUUUAGUUGAAUGCUUAAUCGUAAGUCUAUUGAUUUUGUUGAUUUUGCUAAUAUUAUUAACGGGUCUAAGUCUAUUACUAUUAUACAUAAUAAGAAGAAGCAGCAACAUUCUUUGGCUUGAAAAUCUCAAUCAGAGUGUCAAUAUAAUGUUUGUUAUUUACAAAAGUAGUAAGAAUGCCCUAGUCUUAAUGUCCUUCUCUUUAUAGAGCUUUCCUUAAUUCAGGAUACUCGAAAAUGCCUUCAUUAGCAACCAUUUCAUUAAUUUUUUCGAUUAUUUUUUACUACUAUCAUCACUGGAGUUUUUAUUACUAUCAAACAACGCCAAUUCUUUGAUUACUUAUGCAUUUGACUAAUCAAUUUUCUACUCGAUGUAUAGCCUUUAUUUAUCAAUUAACUAUUUAAGUUCUUCAUAAGCUUAUAAUGAUAGUACCACAGAAAAAGACGUGGAAUGA